Gavia stellata (red-throated loon) is the source of this 1548-nucleotide messenger RNA. It is a transcript of the gene KMT5A, whose product is annotated as lysine methyltransferase 5A. The record is from RefSeq and is a predicted model, not a curated record. NCBI's taxonomy places the organism in Eukaryota, Metazoa, Chordata, Aves, Gaviiformes, Gaviidae. The transcript has 9 exons. Gene Ontology annotation, molecular function: histone H4K20 methyltransferase activity; protein binding. The annotation marks the transcript as partial.
UCAGAUUAAUCAGUGAUGCUUCAGACACUAAGUGGAGAAAACGAUGACAGAAGCCUUGCCAGAAAUGAGAAGAACAAUUUAAACGGGAAGAGGAGCGCGGCGUCUCCCUGCGGAGCGGUUGAUUUCGACGGGGGAGCUCCUCGGGGACUGUCGGGGCAGCCCGGCCGCGGGGGGCUCCUGGGCGCCGGGCCGCGGUCAUGGCGAAAGGUGCGCGGGCGCGGCGGCGGGGAGGAGCGGAGCCCGGGCGCGGUGGGGCUGGCGGCGCGGCGGACUGUCGCGCAGGGCGAGGGCCGGGCGGCGCGGGGCAUCUCCGCGGCGCAGAUGCUCCUCCUGGGAGGCGCGGGGCGCCGGGGCCGGCGGGACUCCUCCCCCGCGCGGUGUGCGCAGCUCGCCGGGAAGGGGCUGGGCCGCCGCGGCUCGCCCUGCCGCAUCCAGCCCUUUAAACAUGGCGCAGGCCGCGGCGGCCGGGCGAUGACCGCGGGCGGCCGCGCCGGACAUGGCUCAGGCGCCGAUCUUCCCCCCUUCUUCCUAGGGAAGAACAUGCCCAAGGCCAGGGCGGGCGGCGUGGAGGAGGCGAGCCCCGAGAGCGCCGAGAGGAAGGGCCCCGGCCGCCCCCGGGCCGGCGGGGAGAAUGUGUUUAUUGGUCAAUCCAAAAUCUACAGCUACCUGAAUCCUAACAAAACUCCUGGUGCUCGCCCCCCGCUUCAAGAAGAAAACUCUGUCAUGUAUCACGAGGUGAAAUGUCAGGGCAAAACACUAAAUGAAACCUACAGGAAAGGAGAUGAAAAAAAGAAUGGUGGCAAUAUAAUUGAAGGUGCUAUGAAACCAGAAGACCAGAAAGAUAAAGAAAGUGGGUGCAACACUUCAGUGCCCUCCUCUGAUCAAAACCAAGAAACUGUAGAAACCCAAAAGACGCCCCUGCCUUCAGACUGUGCUGAUGAGGCCAAUGCAAAGCCAGCUCAGAAAAAGAUGGUUAAAGCAAAACGUGGACCAAGGAGAAAAAUGCAAGGAAGAACACCAAAUCGAAAAGUGACAGAUUAUUACCCAGUUAGAAGAAGUUCCAGGAAGAGCAAAUCUGAACUGGAGACUGAGGAGAGGAGGAAAAUAGAUGAGCUAAUUACAAGUGGAAAAGAAGAAGGAAUGAAGAUUGAUUACAUCGAUGGCAAAGGGAGAGGAGUAAUCGCUACUAAACAUUUUAAUCGAGGAGAAUUUGUAGUUGAAUAUCAUGGGGAUCUCAUAGAGAUCACUGAUGCUAAAAAGCGAGAAGCUGUGUAUGCUCAAGAUCCAUCCACAGGCUGCUAUAUGUACUAUUUUCAGUACCUCAGCAAAACGUACUGUGUUGAUGCUACAAAAGAAACUAAUCGUCUGGGAAGACUGAUUAAUCACAGCAAAUGUGGCAAUUGUCAAACAAAGCUUCAUGACAUUGAUGGUGUGCCUCAUCUCAUACUGAUAGCUUCCAGAGACAUUAAAGCAGGUGAAGAACUGUUGUACGACUAUGGAGACAGAAGCAAAGCUUCCAUUGAAGCUCAUCCAUGGCUGAAACACUAA